Chenopodium quinoa (quinoa) is the source of this 705-nucleotide messenger RNA. RefSeq lists its product as uncharacterized. The record is from RefSeq and is a predicted model, not a curated record. Bases 1 to 705 code for a protein of 234 amino acids. The transcript is spliced from 2 exons. Lineage: Eukaryota; Viridiplantae; Streptophyta; Magnoliopsida; Caryophyllales; Amaranthaceae.
AUGGUUGUAACCAAUGCAUUCUUUCAUGGUGAUCUGGAUGAGGAUGUUCAUAUGUCUCUCCUCAAGGGUACACUGGUCAUGGUAGAAAAAUUGUGGUUGAUUUCCAAGGCAAUGCUCCUGUCAAGAACUCUCAACUUGUUUGCAAACUCAACAAGUCUUUGUAUGGGCUUAAACAAGCCCAAGACAAUGGGUCAAUCAAUUACAGCCAUCCUGGUUUAUGUUGAUGAUUUACUUAUCACUGAAAAUGAUAAGCAGGAAAUUAUUACUCUGAAAACACUCUUGUCUUCUCACUUUCACAUGAAAGAUCUUGGUCCCUUGAGAUACUUUCUUGGCUUAGAAAUUGAUCACACAAAUCAAGGGAUUUUUAUUUCUCAAAAGAAAUACAUAACAGAUGUGCUGAGAGAUGAAGGUUUGCUUCAUGCCAAACCUCUGAAGCUUCCCAUUAAUACUCACUUGAAGCUGGCACCUGAUAAAGGCAAACCUUUACCAAAUCCUUUAAUUUAUCAUAAAUUACUAGGGAAACUGAUCUAUCUGACCAUCACUAGGCCUGAUAUAUCAUUUAAUGUGCAAUUGUUGAGUCAGUUCAUGCAUUUCCCUACAUAUACUCAUUUGCAGGCUGUAAAAAGACUACUGAGAUAUUUGGCUGGCUCAACCUCUCAAGGAAUACUUCUUGCUUCUUCUUCUGCAGCACAGUUAAUUGCUUAA